UCCAUAGACCAACUUCGAAAACACAAGGCUCUGAAUUUUCCAUCAACUCUUUAUAUUAUUUUUUAUUUCACCUAACAAGCUUGUUCUGUUCAGUUCACAUUUUCUUAACUUGGAUCUUUUCGGUUUGAAGAGGCGAAAAAUUCAUCGAAUCGUUUGAAAGAACUUCUACUAAAUUCGGGCAUUUCCACACAAAAUGACUUUUACCUACAAGGAACUUAUAGACGUGGCCAUUGGCUCCCCGGAAUCGGGACAUGUUAACUUUUACGCCCUGCAUGUUUUGCUCACGUGCUUCGCCCAGCGAUUGGAGGUCCUGGAUGAGGUCGUCGAACAGGAGGACUAUAUGGUGGCCAAUGUGCGAUUGCAAAGCAGUUUGUUGACAUUGAAUAACACCUCAAAGUUCCGUCUUUUUGCUGGCGCGGAUGCCGAAGAAGGAGAAGCCGCUGAGCCGGCGGCUGAGGCUCCAGCUGAGGAGGAAGCAGCUCCACCUCCGCCUGCCGAGGAAGCUGCUUCUGCUGCACCAGCGACUCCUGCCCCAGAGGAAGCAGCUCCCGAGGAGUCUGCCCCAGCAGAAACAGCACCGCCUGAGGCCGCUCCUCCGGAAACCGGUGCAGCUACGCCGGAAGCAGCUGCCUCCACCCACGAACCCACUCCGGCUCCAACUCCGGCUGCCGAGGAACCUCCACCCCGGGAACACGAGUCAGAGUCAGCCAAGAUCCAAAUGGCGCACUCACCCGAGGCUCCGCUGGCCUCUAGGGUCUCCUCGCGAUCCUCGACUCGCGAAAAGUCCCGAACCGAGGGUUCUUUCACCAACAAUCUAACGCGUAUCGAGAGACGCCUGUCGAAGAUCGAGCUGCAAAAGGAACAGGCCUCCAUGGAGAUGCACCAGUUUGUGAGCAAUCUCACUGGGCAACUGAAGAUCACCAUGGAGCAGGUGAACAAUGUGACCCACAUGCUGAUCGAUCGCAAGCCGAAUCCGCACAGGAUCAAGAUCCUUCGUCACAUAGCCAAGCAGCUGAGGGUUUUGAUGGGCACGACUGGCGAUGAGGUUUCGGUUAGUUGGUCCUCUGGUGAAAUUGUGGGUGGCGAGGAGGAGGAGUGCCUCUCGGAGGAGGAGGUCCAGGAGGAGUCCAGUGCUCCGACGGAGGUGGAGAAACCCGAGGAGGAGGAGGAACUCGGCUUGGAGCAGCCCCUUUGCUAUUCCCCAGAGAAAAUGCUAAAUGAGCUACUCGAUCUCAAGUCGCAGUUUUGUGCGCUGACCAAUAAAGUGAAUGAACUGGCGGCGGCUCUGCUGAAGCAGGACUCCCAGCGUCUCAUGGACAUGAUGAAGGAUCUAUCGGAAACGGUGAGGGAUAUCAAGCUCUAUAUGGCCAGCAAUAAAGAGGCGACCAGCGGAAUGUUGAUUCGCCUGAAUGAUUGCGUAAAUCAGAUACAAAUAUUGAAGAAAUCGGCUGCCCAUUUGGAUGAGGUGAAGAUUGACAAGACGGAGGUGGAACUGCUGCUGGCCGAGAAGGUGGACUUCCAGCAACUGGCCACUAAGGUAUCCCUGGAGCAACUGGAGGAGUACAAGGCUCGCUUGGAGCAGAUGUUCUGCGAGGUGCGGCAUAUUGUGAGUUUGAAUGAGAAGAAUGUCCUGCAGAUAAUCGACAAUCUGCGCAUGACCCUGGGCAUCGAUGCCUUGGAGCUGAGCCUCAAGGACUUCCGGGAGAUGAUCGAGAGGCGGGUGCAGAUGAUAGCCGAGGCACUACAAAAGUACAUGGAAAUGACCAACGAUGAUUGUGCCGCGGCCGCUGGAAGGGUCAAGGUCAUGCAGGAUCUGGCCUGCCUGGCCUGCGAUACCACCUGUGUGAUGCGAACAGUGGAGCGAUCCAAGGUUCCCUCGCUGCCGAAUGCCAAGGGUUCCACCGGCCUGGGACCCAUUGUCACCUACGAAUUGGGCCAGAUCCGCAAGUCGGGCAUCAUGGGCUACUAUCGCAAGGACGAGUUCCCGCACUCGACCAGCGCCUGGAACAAAGGAACCUCCGGUGUGCCCAUGGUCAAGUGCACUCCGCGGCAUGCUGGUGGAAGUCACACCACCCACACCGCCGACGAGCACAUGCAGAAGGUGGUGCUCUCAAAGAAGAACACUGGAUGGACAUAGGAUCGGAACUUAUAACUCCAUAAUUAUGUGAUCGUUAUGUUUUGGUAACUAAACAAAAUUAAAGAGAUUGCAGUGUUGAAA
Messenger RNA from Drosophila takahashii, 2218 nucleotides. RefSeq names its product no individualized sperm (gene nis). The record is from RefSeq and is a predicted model, not a curated record. NCBI's taxonomy places the organism in Eukaryota, Metazoa, Arthropoda, Insecta, Diptera, Drosophilidae.